ACAGUCAGGCAGGUAGAGCGAGACAUUCCACUAGUUAUUUCUGUGAUCCUGUGAUACUGUACACACACAACACAAGCUCUCAGGUGAACAUGGCGAAAGUACGACUCCUCUUCUUUCUGCUGGGAGUUAUAGGUCCUGGCGGGGGCACACUGUUGUUUGAUGGACUGCCUAACUCUACGACCAUUCGGGAAAACACCCCUGCUGGCACCCGGGUGUAUUCAUUCUCAGUCAAUUCUACAGUGGGCUUAUUUGUAACUCCUGAAAUAAUAAACUCUAGUCCUCUCACUACAGCCUUUAGAGUUGAUUCCAGUCCCCCUCUAUAUUAUGUCGUCGUAACUGGCAAUCCAGUCCUUGAUUUUGAAACAAUGCCUAAUAGUUUUGAGUUACAAAUAUAUAUGGAAGACUCAUCAGGAACAACUCAACUACAAAUUUUAACUGUGCAGCUCACCAAUGUCAACGAGCCUCCCGUGUUCCUGGGCAACCUGGCAAAUCAAGUUGUGACAGUUUACAUCGUAGAAGGAUCACCUAUAGGGCCAAUAUAUCGGGUUUUGGCAUCUGACCCUGAAGAUUUAAAUCCUCUGCAGUUGUCGCUGGCUCCUGCUUCUGCCCCAUUUACUGUACCAUCUACUGCCCCGGGAGACAUUCGGUCUACAAAAGUAUUUGAUUACGAGACUGACCCACACAGUUAUACUUUGACUGUGACAGUGACGGACUCAGGAGGAUUGUCUGUAAACGGGAGUGUAAUAGUCUAUAUAACGAACAUCAACGAUGAAACACCAUACUUCACUAUAACAAAUACAUCAUUUUCCAUUCCCGAAGAACAGAGUCCAGGAACUAUCCUUACCACUAUAACAGCAGUGGACCCAGAUGCUGCUGGAUUUGUUAAUACACUAUACUACAGCAUCACUACACCAAACCAGUAUUUCUCCAUCAAUGAGCUGACUGGUACAAUCCAGAUUGCAAAGACAAUAGACCGUGAUGCUGGCCCGUUCAGGCUUAAUCCAUUUAUAACAUUGGAAAUCAAAGUUAUUGACCGUCCAGGUACAGGCCAGGCAAACUCUACAAGAAUAAGCAUCACCAUUCAGGAUAUAAAUGACAACCCACCAGUUUGUGCAGCAUAUGCAUUCAGCGUGGCAGUUUCAGAGAAUGCAUCAUAUGGGUCCCUUAUAUAUGAUCUUAGUAAUAUGUGCAAAGACAUUGAUGUGGACACACAAAACAAUGUAUUCAACUUUACUGGAUUGUCAGGUCUUGGAAGCAAUCAACGAUUCCAACUUGACCCAUCAGGAUCUGGAAAAAUUGUGUUGAUAGGUAACUUGGACUUUGAAAACCCAAAUAAUAUUGCUGUUGGCAAUGAAUAUAGUCUAACGGUUUCAGUACAGGACAUCGCUUACCCAUAUUACAGUCAAAAUAUUUAUGUUUAUGUGAAAACAAUACCAGUCGAUGAAUAUCCCCCGGUAUUUAACAGCUCUUCCUAUGUGUUUAACAUUUCAGAACUCUCACCACCUUCCACAAUGGUUGGUCAAGUCUAUGCUACAGAAGCAGACUACCCCUACAUCGGUAUCACAUACACACUUGUAGCUGGUGGCAGCACACAGGGCGCGAUAAGCAUCUUCUGGUUGAAUCCAACAACAGGUCAACUGCUACUUGCUAAUUAUGCAGAUUAUGAGACUACUCCAAAAUAUCAACUUACAAUACAAGCUACAGAUUCUGCAUCAAAGACUUCUACAACCUCAGUAACAGUGAAUAUAUUAGAAGCUAAUGAUGAAAAACCCAUAUGUAAGCCAAAUUCCUACACAUUGUCUGUACCAGUGACUCAAGCAACAGGAACAAAUAUUCAGAAUUUUAAGCUGACUUGUGAAGAUCGAGAUUCUGGACCCACAUCAUUCCAGUAUUUCAUCAAUUCAGGUAAUAUAAACAACCAUUUUACGUUCUCACCUACGGCUGGGUCCAACGUCUCUCGUCUAAUCCUUGCCAACCCAUUUGAUUACACCAAUGGUGGAGACCAAACUUGGAAUUACAAGUUGCUAGUUUAUAUUACUGAUGGCAAUUUAAUAUCUAGUUCACCUCAACCAGUAGGCCUUAUUCAGACUGGCACCGUGACUUUAUAUAUUAAUGUCUAUAUUCCUGGCUUGACUACCACUAUAACAACUACUACACCUAGAGUUAUCUAUGUAGUGAAUAAAGAAAAUGUGUAUUCGGGGGCUGCAUGGUAUGUGCCUUUUGUGGCCACGGUUGGCUGUUUGCUCCUUCUUGGCUUGCUCGGGCUCUUGGGUUACCUCAUUGCAAAAUACUGUCCAUGCAGAACCACUCCCAAGCCAGAUACUGAAAUGCUAAUAAAACCAGUUGAAAAGAAGUUGAAGCAAGAUGUUGUGUGGGAAAUGACUAAAAUGAACACAGUCUUUGAUGGAGAGGCUAUAGAUCCAAUUACAGGAAAUGUUUAUGAAUAUAAUACCAAAUCUGGUGCCAGAAGAUGGAAAGACACAAAGCAGCCUAUAAUGACACCUCAAGGUCCACAGCAAACAGCAGUCGGUCCCGCUGAUCCUACAGCCCCACCGCCAACAUUACGUGGUACACCCAACAAGACGGAAAAAACACCCACCAGGGAAGAUGAUGGAAAGAAUGCUACAAAACCUGCAACACCUAAAAGACUUCAAACUCCUAACCAAACAUCACCCAUUAUGCAGCCUGGAAGUAAAAGUCCUGCCAGCAGGGCUCCAGUGUCACCAAGGCUCUAUCCAAAAGUGUCUCCUAAAAUACCCCAAACUCCUAUACAGUAAAGUGAGCAAAGGUUAUUGUUAAAAAUAUAGAAAAAAUGCCACUCUGUAAGUGAAUUGCUAAGUUGCAAGCAACUACAUGCUAAACCUCAUACGCAUAGGAAAUUCAACUGUUUAUCAAAGCAUACAAAAGAAAAAAAAGAAAUACUUUGUAACAUGACAGAAACAAAAACAAAGUUAAUCUCAAGUUAUGAAAAGUGUAAAAAAGAACCUUGCGCCAAUUGUUCAAAAAAUUAUAAAUUAUCUCAAAUUUGUAGAAAAAAUCUAGCUGCUCCCCAAACAAAAUGGACCAACCACUGUGCAAAUUGGAAAAAAGGUGAUAGGGGGCGCUUAUUACAUCUAAUAUGUACACUGUAAUAAUCCAUGAUAUAUGGUCUUAUUACAGUGUACACAUUAGAUUUAAUUAGCGCCCCCUAUCACCUUUUUUCAAAUCUCAAGGUUAGCAAAACAUAAAUUAACUUUCACUACAGUAUAAACUGGCAACUCCAAAUAUGGAUGGGAAUUCCAAGUGGAUCUAGAAUAAACAUAAAAAGAUAGGGGCGCAGAAGAGUCCUCAUUGUUUAUAUUGUUUUAUGCGCCCAAUAAACUAUCAAUAGAAACUCCACUCACAAGCGAGUUAGAGAAGUAGGAAACCAUGUAUUUGCGCCGAUGAUAGAACCAAGGGGGACAACUUCAUGGAGAUAGUUAGUCAGCUGUUUGCCUACGUGUGAAGCCGCACUGAGCCUCACAACCUGCCGGUCUGUGUAAUCAGAACAAAAUACAUCCAUUCUCCUCCUCUCUUCCUUACUGCAUUGGCAGAUGAGAUUCAUCUUGAGGAAGACCUCCCCUUCCUCAGCCUACCCACUACAGGAGUGGCUGAGGAAGGGGAGGCCUUGCCUGAAACACGUCCCAUCUGCCAUUAUAGUAAGGAGAAAAGGAGCAGAAUGGUUGGCUUUUUCCCUGGUUACAGAGACCAGCUAGCUGUUAGGCUUAGGGCAGCUUCACACACAGGCAAGCGGCUGACACAGACUCUGACUCUACAUGCACAUUUUGAGUUUGGAACAUACCCCUGUAGAAUUCUGCUCUGUUAUAUAUCCCUUGUAUGGCAAUGCUUUAAACUUUUUGAGCGCUAGGUACAGCUAUUGUCCAUUUUUAAAGCUAGUGAAUAUGCUAUAAUUAUUUUACAUGGAAUCAGUGAGAAAUAAGAAUACAUGUCUUCUAAUUUUUGUUUGUAUAAAAUAAAUGAGAAGUGUUAGCUAC
Molecule: messenger RNA, 4013 nt
Organism: Rana temporaria (common frog)
Lineage: Eukaryota; Metazoa; Chordata; Amphibia; Anura; Ranidae
Gene: CDHR3
Product: cadherin related family member 3
Exons: 19
Coding region: 90-2777 (895 amino acids)
Biological process (GO): homophilic cell-cell adhesion
Cellular component (GO): catenin complex; plasma membrane
Molecular function (GO): cadherin binding; calcium ion binding
Source: RefSeq, a predicted model, not a curated record